Messenger RNA from Eucalyptus grandis, 1585 nucleotides. RefSeq names its product DNA ligase 1-like. Lineage: Eukaryota; Viridiplantae; Streptophyta; Magnoliopsida; Myrtales; Myrtaceae. The transcript is spliced from 2 exons. Bases 335 to 1363 code for a protein of 342 amino acids. The record is from RefSeq and is a predicted model, not a curated record.
GAUUUCUUUAUCCUCAAACAGCGCGAAAAAGAGAGCAACCGACUUCGCUGCGUGUCGGGGGCCGCGUGCCUCCCGCGUUCCUUGCCCUGCACUUUCCCUCGCCUCUCUGUGCAUGCGACCCCACUUCCCUUCACGACCCAAUCCGCAGCCUUCUCCAAUUCACGUUCUCUGUCUAUUUAAGGCUUCGAUCCGAUGUCAAAGGAGCGAAUCUUGCAUCCCCUGCAUCCUGAGGAAACCCGAGAGGCUCGCUGGAUUUUCUUGAUCGAUCGCCCUUCAUCGGAGAAGACGCCAAGGGACGGCAGCUCAAAUCUUGAACUUCAGCAAGGCAAUCACCAUGGAAGGGAAAUGCGUAUCCACCGUCAAAGGAGAAGUACCAGUGAAAAAUGAAGAACUCAAUGCCAAAGCAGAAACCAAGGAUGUCUUGAUUAUUGACUUCAAGGAAGAGAAGAUUGAGGAGGUUGAAUCAUCUUACGAGUUCAUUCAGAGAGCCAAUCCACCGCACCAGAAGGAAGACAUGGCAAAGGAACAAAAAGACGAGGCAGGGGAGGAAUUAAACUAUGUGGAGAAGGAGACGAGAAAUGAAGAUAAAGAGGAAAUAACGAAAGAUGGAGAGAAGGUUGCGAAUGAGGAGAAGAAAGAAUGUCAUGGUGAAUCAAGCGACAAACUUGAGGAGCAUGAAGAGACCAAGAAAGAAGAGAAAAGCAAGGAAAUAGUAGAUGGAAAGGAGAAGGGGAAGGAAGAGAAAAAGAAAAAGGAUAAGAAAGAGGAAAAAAAGAAGAAGAAACCUGAAGCUGAUGAGGAAGAUGAAGGCGAGAAGAAAAAGAAAGACAAGAAAGAGAAGAAGAAGAAGAAGGACAAGAAGUGCUCUGGCUCUGGUGAGGGAACAGAAGCUGAAGAUACGGAAAAUGAAGAGAAAAAGGAGAAGAAAAAAGAUAAAAAGAAGAAAGAGAAGAAGCACAUGGACAAAACCGAUGAGGAAAAAGGAGGCAGUGAUGGUUUGAAGGAGGAUGAGAAGACAGAAGGAUGCCCUGAUGUCGUGUCGAGGGAAGUCACUGUAGAAGAGGAUCUAGGCAAGUUGGAGGGAGAAGCGGAGAAGAAGAAGAAGUGGAAACAUAAGGAAGGGAAGGAAAAGAAGGGGAAAGAUGAGAAGGAUAAGUGCGAAAAGAAGAAAGAAAGCGGGAAGGACAAGUACGAGGACAGUGGUAAGUUGAAGUCUAAGCUUGAGAAGAUCAAUGGCAAAAUCGAAGCUCUUCUGGAGAAGAAAGCAUAUAUUUUGGGGAAAAUAAAGGAGGCCGAGGCUAAGAACAGCGAGACUUCUGAGAAACCUUCCCCUAUAGAAGUUGCUGCAGCUGACAAAGCAUAGUGCGUCCUGAUAAAUGUUUCCCGCUUAGCUGGUCGUGGACUCAUAGUGCAGUGUGUUUAUGCAUAAACCACCCCAGCUGGAGUUAUUGAUGUUUCUUUCUUAUCUUUGAUGCCAGCCAUUUUGCCUUACCAAAUAUUGUGAAUAACUUCAGGACGAGAACUGAUGCAUGAUGUACUUAGUGCUUCGUUAUACAUAUUAUAUGGAGUUCAAUUUUGUAGAAGA